Platichthys flesus (European flounder) is the source of this 10440-nucleotide messenger RNA. It is a transcript of the gene nbeab, whose product is annotated as neurobeachin b. Gene Ontology annotation, molecular function: protein kinase binding. The record is from RefSeq and is a predicted model, not a curated record. Lineage: Eukaryota; Metazoa; Chordata; Actinopteri; Pleuronectiformes; Pleuronectidae. The transcript has 57 exons. Gene Ontology annotation, cellular component: cytosol; membrane. Gene Ontology annotation, biological process: intracellular protein localization. Bases 244 to 8919 code for a protein of 2891 amino acids.
CAGGUCAGUCACUUGGCACCGACUACACACCGGUUCUCUCUCACCGGAACUCACUCAGUGAAUGUGACCGGCUGAGUGAGCUCUUGUUUUGGGGGGUUUGUUUUAUUUUUUCUUGUCUUUUCAUUUUUUCUUCUUCUUCUUCAUCUUCUUCUUCUUCACGCUCCACAGCAGCGAUUAAAACACAUCACCGGGGUGAACGCGCCUCAACUCGCCGCCUCAACCCCGCCGCUGUCGUGGGGGGAAAUGACAAGCGAGAGACCGGUGACAAUGCCGGGCUCCGUGUCGCUCUCGAACCGACAAACUCCUCCAGGUCACGGGCAGCACGCGGCUGCCGUCCCCGGUGAGGCAGUGAUGAUGCGCGGCUCGGGUCCGGUGCUCCUCCCGGCUGGGAUUAUCAAUCCGUCGGUUCCAAUCCGGAAUAUCAAAAUGAAAUUUGCGGUUCUAAUCGGACUGAUCCAGGUUGGAGAGGUUAGCAACCGGGAUAUUGUGGAAACGGUGCUGAAUCUGUUGGUCGGUGGUGAGUUCGACAUGGAGGCAAACUUCAUCAUCCAGGAUGCGGAAAGCAUCGGCUGCAUGGUGGAGCUGCUGGAGAACUGUGACGUCACCUGUCAGGCGGAAAUCUGGAGCAUGUUCACGGCCAUCCUUAGAAAAAGUGUCCGAAACCUGCAAACGUGCACCGAGGUGGGCCUCAUCCAGCAGGUGCUGCUCAAAAUGAGCUCAGUGGAAGACAUGAUUGCAGACUUGCUUGUGGACAUGUUGGGAGUGCUGGCCAGCUACAGCAUCACAGUUAAGGAACUGAAGUUGCUCUUCAGCAUGCUCCGAGGGGAAGGAGGCCUCUGGCCGAAGCACGCUGUCAAAAUGUUGUCCGUGUUGAAUCAGAUGCCCCAGAGACACGGUCCAGAUGCCCUCUUCAACUUCCCUGGGCGCUGUGCAGCAGCCAUUGCUUUACCUCCUAUUGCCAAGUGGCCUUAUCAGAAUGGGUUUACGUUCAACACCUGGUUCCGAAUGGAUCCCUUGAAUAACAUCAACGUCGACAAGGACAAACCAUACCUCUACUGCUUUCGCACAAGCAAAGGCAUCGGCUACUCUGCUCACUUUGUCGGUAACUGCUUGAUCGUGACAUCGCUCAAGUCUAAAGGAAAAGGUUUCCAGCAUUGUGUGAAGUACGAUUUUCAGCCAAGGAAGUGGUACAUGAUCAGUACCGUUCACAUCUACAGCCGCUGGAGAAACAGUGAAAUCCGAUGCUACGUUAACGGGCAGCUUGUGUCGUACGGAGACAUGGCAUGGCACGUCAACACAAAUGAUAGUUAUGAUAAGUGCUUCCUCGGCUCCUCUGAGACAGCGGACGCUAACAGAGUAUUCUGCGGGCAGCUGGGAGCCGUCUAUGUGUUCGGUGAAGCCCUCAAUCCUGCACAGAUAUUUGCAAUUCAUCAGCUCGGGCCAGGCUACAAGAGCACAUUCAAGUUCAAGUCAGAGAGUGAUAUCCACUUAGCAGAGCAUCACAAGCUGGUGUUGUACGACGGCAAGUUAGCCAGCUCCAUCUCCUUCACCUACAACGCCAAGGCCACUGACGCUCAGCUCUGCCUGGAGUCCUCGCCGAAAGAAAAUGCCUCCAUCUUUGUGCACUCGCCACACGCCCUCAUGCUACAGGAUGUGAAAGCCACGGUGACUCACUCCAUCCACAGUGCCAUCCAUUCCAUCGGUGGGAUCCAGGUGCUGUUUCCCCUCUUUGCUCAGCUGGACUAUCAUCAGCUGAACGACUGCCAGGUGGAAACCACUGUUUGUGCCACUCUCCUGGCAUUUCUCGUUGAGCUGCUCAAGAGCUCUGUGGCCAUGCAGGAGCAGAUGCUCGGGGGAAAGGGCUUUUUGGUGAUUGGAUACCUGCUAGAGAAGUCGUCACGUGCCCACAUCAGCAGGUCUGUCCUGGAGCAGUUCCUCUCCUUUGCAAAGUACCUGGACGGUUUGACACAUGGGGCACCACUGCUGAAGCAGCUGUGUGACCACAUCCUGUUCAACGCUGCCAUCUGGAUCCACACCCCUGCCAAGGUACAACUCUCUCUCUACACAUACCUGUCCUCUGAGUUCAUCGGCACGGCCACCAUCUAUAACACAAUUCGUCGAGUGGGCACGGUGCUGCAGCUCAUGCAUUCGCUCAAGUACUACUACUGGGCCGUCAACCCAGCAGACAGCAGCGGCCUCACACCAAAGGGUCUCGAUGGUCCGAGGCCGACCCAGAAGGAAAUUACUUCUCUGCGGGCAUUCAUGCUUCUCUUCCUCAAGCAACUCAUCCUGAAGGACCGAGGUGUGAGGGAAGACGAGCUGCAGAGCAUCCUCAACUAUUUGUUAACAAUGCAUGAGGAUGAGAAUCUGCAUGAUGUGCUGCAGUUGGUGGUAGCACUCAUGUCUGAGCAUCCCGCCUCUAUGAUCCCUGCUUUUGACCAAAGAAAUGGAAUACGGGUGAUCUACAAGCUCAUGGCCUGCAAGAGUGAGAGCAUUCGAGUACAAUCCCUCAAAGUCCUUGGGUAUUUCCUCAAGCAUUUGGGCCACAAGAGGAAGGUGGAGAUCAUGCACACACACAGCCUCUUUACUCUCCUGGGAGAGAGGCUAAUGCUGCACACCAACACUGUGACGCUGACAACCUACAACACUCUGUACGAGAUCCUGACAGAGCAGGUGUGCACGCAGGUUGUUCAUAAACCUCAUCCGGAGCCCGACUCCACCGUCAAGAUUCAGAACCCGAUGAUCCUCAAGGUGGUAGCGACCUUAUUGAAGAGCUCCGCCCCCAGCCCAGAGCUGAUGGAGGCGCGGCGACUCUUCCUCUCAGACAUGAUCAAACUGUUCAGCAACAGUCGAGAGAACAGACGGUGUCUUCUCCAGUGCUCGGUUUGGCAGGACUGGAUGUUUUCUCUCUGCUACAUCAACCCCAAAAAAGCUGACGAGCAGAAGAUCACCGAGAUGGUGUACAACAUCUUUCGUAUUCUCCUCUACCAUGCCAUCAAGUAUGAGUGGGGAGGAUGGCGCGUGUGGGUGGACACGCUCUCUAUAGCCCAUUCUAAGGUAACAUAUGAGGCACAUAAAGAGUACUUGGCCAAGAUGUAUGAAGAAUACCAGCGUCAGGAGGAGGACAAUAUAAAGAAAGGCAUAAAGGGGCUGGUCAGCACCAUCUCUGGUCUUUCUGCUCAGGCAUCUGGCAUUCAAGGUGCAAUAGAGAUCAGAGAAAUGGACGAUAACUCCCGGACACCUGAGAGCGAGACGGACUUCGAGAACGCAGACUCGCACAACCUGCUGGCUGAAGGGAAGGGCCCGGAGGAGGGUCUGAGCGGAAUGGAGGGUGUGGUCGGCGGGGUCAGGGUCGAAGUUCACGACCUCCUGGUGGACAUCAAGGCUGAAAAGGUGGAAGCCACUGAGGUGAAACUGGAUGAUUUGGACUUGUCGUUGGAAACUCUGGGAGUAUCUGAGAAUGGUUCACUGUUGGAGGUGGAUUCACUGCUGGAUAAUGUUUAUUGUGCUGCUGUGGAAAAGCUCAGCAGUAAUGGCAACAAUGUGCUGUUGCCAAAGAGCGGCAUGGACGACCGAAAUGCAACCCCUCUCAUUACACUCGCUGAUGACAGGGACAUUAUCGCUAAUGACAACAACUUCCUGUUUGGCAAGGUGACAAGCAGCAUGGAGGACAAGCUCCUGCCUGAUCUCAGUCCAGCUGAGCCUCUGGUCCUGCCCAGCCAGGGGCCUCCUGUGCACACCAGCGCCAGUGAUGAACCGGGCCUUCUAGCUCACAUGACAGGCAGCUCUGAGCUCGGCUCCUUACCUAUUAUCCUGGAGAAGGAUGAGUUUGAACUGCAGGCAGCCUUGGAGGGCAUCAGCUCGGUGGCUGGUACUGAGACGGAGGCUUCAUCCAAAAGCCCGGAGGUCACGAAGGGAACAGCUGCAGUGGUAUCUGACGGGGAGCCCUCGGCUGGUAGGACCAGCGGCACAGCAGACGCCACAAGCAACGCUUCUGACACAGAGCGAUCAGAGGACGGCAAAGACAAGGAGAUAAAGAAGAUUCAGACGACAGCCACCACACAGAGUCUGCAUGGCCGCCACGCUCCCCACAUGGAGAGGGACAUCCACGUGGACCUCGGCUUCAGGGGCACGCCCAUGACGGAGGAGCAGCGGCGUCAGUUCAGCCCCGGCCCGCGAACCACGAUGUUCCGUAUCCCAGAGUUCAAAUGGUCGGCCGUGCACCAGAGGCUGCUCACCGACCUGUUGUUUGCACUGGAGAGCGACGUCCAUGUCUGGAGGAGCCACUCCACCAAAUCUGUCAUGGACUUUGUUAAUAGUAAUGAAAACAUAAUUUUUGUCCACAACACCAUCCACCUCAUCUCACAAAUGGUUGACAACAUCAUUAUUGCCUGUGGAGGGAUUCUGCCUCUUCUCUCAGCGGCCACCUCUCCAUCUACUGAGUUGGACAACAUCGAGGGGACACAGGGCAUGUCCUCGGAGACCGCCAUCACCUUCCUGUCCCGUCUCAUGGUUAUGGUGGACGUGCUGGUGUUCUCCAGUUCCCUCAACUUCAGUGAGAUCGAGGCUGAGAAGAACAUGUCUGCCGGUGGCCUGAUGCGUCAGUGCCUCAGACUCGUGUGUUGCGUGGCUGUUAGGAACUGUCUGGAGUGCAGGCAGAAACACAGAGACAGGGGAAGUAAGUUUUACAUUCCCAACAACAACAAGACUCAGGACAUCCUGCUAAAUGCUGGGACUGCCAGCAAGGACCCCGAUCGCCUUCUGCAGGAUGUAGACAUUAAUCGUCUGCGAGCUGUGGUGUUCCGUGAUGUGGAUGACAGUAAGCAAGCCCAGUUCCUAGCUCUGGCUGUGGUGUACUUCAUCUCUGUCCUCAUGGUCUCCAAGUACCGCGACAUCCUGGAGCCCCAGCGUGAGACGGCCCGGAUGAGCAGCCAUUCAGGCCACAGCAUACGUCAGGAGAUCAACUCACCCACCAGCACAGAAACACCCCUAGCAUUCAGCAGCAGUAAUGAUCAUCUCGGACCAUCAGAGAACCUCCACAUGGAGAGCAGCUCUCUCCCCCGCACGGACUCUGGGAUCGGAGAGGAUCACGUCGCCAGCAUCCUUAACGGGUCUGACCCAGAUCCCGGCGCCGGAGGUCCGGACGCUGGUGGCGAGCAGAUAUCCACGUUGUACUCUGAGGUGAAGAAGUCCAGGGAGAGUCUGUCUGAGUCACCCACCGUGGAGCUGCAGAAACCGCCCUCCUCCAUCAGCAGCAUUAGCCAGCCCAACAAGGGCAUCAGUGUCAAGGACAUCCUGAAGAGCCUGGUGGCGGCUCCAGUGGAGGGACUGGAGACUGGGCUGGAGCCGGUGUCCUACCCAGACCCUGCUGCCCAGGCCCAGGCCAUGCUGCCCAUGCAGUUUCACUCCUUUGACAGGAGUGUGAUGGUGCCAGUGAAGAAGACGUGCCCUGGCAGCCUGGCAGUUAACACAGUGGGGAGCAGCAGCAGCACCUCUGCCGGCCUGACAGCUGGCAGCACCCCCAACAUCUUUGCCUCUGCCACCGUGACCCCAAAAAGCAUGAUCAACACCACGGGAGCCACCGAGGCUGCCCCCCCUACCUCGUCCUCAUCCUCCUCCAGUUUUGUAAAUGGAGCCACCAGCAAAAAUCUGCCUGCCGUGCAGCCGGUGGCCCCGAUGCCUGAAGACACAGUCGAGAACAUGAGCAUCACUACAAAGCUGGAGCGGGCCCUGGAGAAGGUGGCGCCCCUGCUGAGGGAGAUCUUUGUCGACUUUGCACCUUUCCUAUCACGCACCCUGCUGGGCAGCCAUGGUCAAGAGCUGCUGAUCGAAGGUCUCGUGUGCAUGAAGUCGAGCACCUCAGUGGUGGAGCUUGUGAUGCUGCUUUGUUCUCAGGAGUGGCAGAACUCUAUUCAGAAGAACGCCGGCCUGGCCUUCAUUGAGCUCAUCAACGAGGGAAGGUUGCUCUGCCACGCCAUGAAGGACCACAUCGUGCGGGUCGCCAACGAGGCUGAGUUCAUCCUGAACAGGCAGCGAGCGGAGGACGUCCACAAACACGCAGAGUUCGAGUCCAACUGCGCCCAGUAUGCUGCUGACAGAAAAGACGAAGAGAAGAUGUGUGACCACCUGAUCAGUGCCGCCAAGCACAGGGACCACGUGACGGCCAAUCAGCUGAAGCAGAAAAUCGUCAACAUCCUCACGAACAAGCACGGCGCCUGGGGGACGCUGGCCCAGAGUCAGCUGCACGACUUCUGGCGUCUGGACUACUGGGAGGAUGACCUGCGGCGGAGGCGGAGAUUUGUCAGAAACCCAUCUGGCUCCACCCACUUGGACAUCACGUGCAAGUCGCUGCAGGAAUAUGGCUCCGUGGAGGAGGAGGUCGUCAGGUCUAAGAAAUCCGUCCGCCUCCAGCCCGUGACGAGCCAGAACCCGGAGACGGAGCUGAUGCUGGACGGGGACGAUGACGCUGUCAGCCUGCUGCAGGAGAAGGAGAUGGACAACAUGGGUGCACUGUUCCCUCCUCGUGGGUUUAUCUCCAGAGGCCCCGUGGUUCUGAGCAGCCCGGCCCAGCUCGUCGCCCCUGUCCUGGUGGCCCGGGGGACUCUGUCCAUCACCACCACUGAGAUCUACUUCGAGGUGGACGAGGAUGACCCCGCCUUCAAGAGGGUCGACCCCAAGGUCUUAGCAUACACUGAGGGUUUACAUGGGAAGUGGAUGUUCAGUGAGAUCCGUGCAGUCUUCUCCAGACGUUUCCUCCUCCAGACCACAGCAGUGGAGGUCUUCAUGGCCAACAGAACAUCAGUCAUGUUCAACUUUCCGGACCAGGCCACGGUAAAGAGGGUGGUCUACAGUCUCCCUCGUGUGGGAGUGGGCACCAGCUAUGGACUCCCACAAGCCAGGCGCAUCUCCCUGGCCACACCUCGGCAGCUUUUCAAAUCCUCCAACAUGACCCAGCGCUGGCAGAGGAGAGAGAUCUCCAACUUCGAGUACCUCACGUUCCUCAACACGACUUCGGGGAGGACGUACAAUGACCUGAACCAGUACCCCGUCUUUCCCUGGGUCCUCACCAACUACGACUCCGAGGAACUGGACCUGACACUGCCAGGGAACUUCAGGGAUCUCUCCAAGCCUGUUGGCUCUCUGAAUCCGAAGCGUGCAGCGUUCUACGCCGAACGCUACGAGACGUGGGACGACGACCAGACACCACCGUGUCAUUACAACUCCCACUACUCCACCGCUGCCACCGCCCUGCACUGGCUUGUCAGAAUAGAGCCCUUCACCACAUUUUCCCUCAGUGUCAAUAACAACAAGUUCGACCACCCUGACCGCAGCUUUUCAUCCAUUACCCGCUCCUGGAGGAACUGCCAGAGGGACACCUCCGACGUGAAGGAGCUGAUCCCUGAGUUCUACUACCUCCCGGAGAUGUUUGUCAACAGCAACGGCUACCACCUGGGAAUGAGGGAGGACCGGAGCCUGGUCUGUGACGUGGACUUGCCAGCCUGGGCCAAGACGCCUGAAGACCUUGUUAGGAUAAACAGGAUGGCCCUGGAAAGCGAGUUUGUGUCAUGUCAGCUGCAUCAGUGGAUUGACCUUAUUUUCGGCUACAAGCAGCGAGGCCCGGAGGCGGUGCGUGCCCUCAACGUCUUCCACUACCUGACCUACGAGGGCUCCGUCAACCUGGACAGUAUCACUGACCAUUCGCUCAGAGAGGCCACAGAGGCACAGAUCCAGAGCUUUGGACAGACGCCAUCUCAGUUGCUUAUUGAGCCACAUCCUCCACGCAGCUCCGCCAUGCACCUGAGUCCUCUCAUGUUCAAGGACCAGCUGCAGCAGGAUGUCAUCAUGGUGCUGAAGUUCCCGUCCAACUCCCCGGUGACCCAUGUGGCCGCCAACACCCUGCCCCAUCUGAUCGUCCCCGCUGUGGUCACCGUCACCUGCAGCCGCCUUUUCGCUGUCAACCGAUGGCACAACACCGUCGGUCUCCGAGGAGCCCCGGGCUACUCUCUGGAGCAGGCCCAUCACUUACCCAUAGAGAUGGAUUCUCUGGUCGCCAACAGUACUGGAAGCAACAAGCGUCAGAUCACAGACCUGGUGGACCAGAGCAUCCAAAUCACCACACACUGUUUUGUGGUGACAGCUGACAACCGUUACAUCCUGGUGUGUGGCUUCUGGGACAAGAGCUUUCGUGUGUACUCCUCGGAGACAGGGAAGUUGACCCAGAUAGUCUUUGGCCACUGGGAUGUGGUGACGUGUCUGGCCAGGUCAGAGUCUUACAUCGGGGGAGACUGCUACAUCGUCUCCGGGUCCAGGGACGCGACCCUGCUGCUGUGGUACUGGAGCGGCCGGCACCACAUUAUUGGUGAUAACCCCAGUAACACCGACUACCCAGCUCCACGCGCGGUCCUGACGGGUCAUGACCAGGAAGUUGUGUGUGUGUCCGUCUGUGCAGAGCUGGGCCUGGUCAUCAGCGGAGCCAAAGAGGGUCCGUGUCUGGUCCACACCAUCACCGGGGACCUGCUGCGGGCCCUGGAGGGGCCGGACCACUACCAGCGGGCGCGGCUCAUCUCGGUGUCCAGCGAGGGCCACUGCAUCAUCUACUACGAGGGGGGGCGCUUCUGCAACUUCAGCAUUAAUGGAAAACUGCUGGCACAGAUGGAGGUCAACGACUCCACCAGGGCGAUUCUCCUGAGCAGCGACGGCCACAACCUGGUGACCGGGGGGGACAGCGGCGUGGUGGAGGUGUGGCAGGCGUGUGAUUUCAAACAGCUCUACGUGUACCCGGGCUGUGACGCCGGCGUCCGGGCCAUGGACCUAUCACACGAUCAAAGGACUUUGAUCACGGGGAUGGCGUCCGGCAGUAUCGUGGCGUUUAACAUCGAUUUCAAUCGGUGGCACUAUGAGCAUCAGAACCGCUACUGAGGAGACACACAGCAGGGGGGGGGGCGAGUGUGCAGAGAGGAACAGCGACAGCCAGGGGGGCGGACCACCGAGUCCAGAGGUGCUCCACUGGUUUGGGCAACAUCUGCAUGGUGAAGAUGAUAAAGAACAAACGGGGCUUGUGUCAACUUGUUGCCAUUUGUGUGUUUGCUUCACAAUCCCAACACAGUCUCUGUGGUUGUCACCUGAGGACCAGUGGGACGGAGCCGAACUCACCUGCUGUGGUGGACGAGGAGACACUGGGAUCCAGUUUAAGCUUCGAAACUGACCUGGAUGUGCGAUUUAAAGUUCCUGUAUCAAACUGUGAAAAACAACAAAUGUAUCCCCUGUUCAAAAAACAUUUAUACAACAUUUGUAUGACGGAUACAUGUCUCACUUUUUCUAGCAACAUUAAUAUAAAGUGUAAAUAUGGACAGUGUAAAGAUCUUAAAGCUGUUAGUCUGUAGCCUUCAUGUUCUAAACCUCUCAGUCACGUGAACCAUGUGGAAAUGUUCAAAAUGGCGUCGUUGCACUGCAGACGUUAGUGACCUGUGUGUGUGCGGCCAUCGUCUGCUCUCUGUCAUGAACGUGGUCCGAUGUGCAAACGUGAAAAUAAACUAUUGUUAAUUUGUCGUUUGAUCGUCUAAAUGGAAGAAAAGUCUAAUUCAGUGUGAGUCUGUCGUGAAGUUUUUGUUUUCGAUUACCACGUCAACAGAAAUGAUUCAUUGUGAUAUUCCCAUCCUUACUUUAUAUUUAGGACUAUUUUGUUUUAUUAAUGGCAAAGGAUUGAAAUACUGAGAGCAAACUCAUCAAAUGAUUCAAGUGGGAAACAGCAGGAUUGUGUUGAAGCUGUUGAAGCCAUUAUUUUAAGAGAAAGUGUCAUUUUUAAGAUCUACAAUUGUUUGCUCUGCGGACAUCAAUCUUCUGACUUGUGCAUCUCAACACUUUUUCAGUUUUUGCCCCAUUUUUGCACAAAACAUGAGCUUGUUAAUUUCAAGUCUGUGAAAUCCUGAUCCAGCUGUGACACCAUGUAUUGUUAAGCAAUAUAAAGUCUGAUGAAGGUUCUCAGCUGUUUGACGAUGAGAGGAUCUGAUGAUGAGCAGAGGAAUGUUCCAAAAAGUGACUGUGAGCUAUUUUUGGUGAGAUGAAAAAAAACGGUUGUUUGUGUGUUUAGCCGCGAGACGACGAUUUUUAAAGUGAACAAAAAUAUGCAAAAUGAUUUUGAGUUUGCAUUCUUCGUGUCUGUCGGUGCUAAAAGACAAACGCCGGACCCGGAGCUGAGGUCGUGCAUGCUAACAGCCGCUCAAGCCAUCGGGUUUACUCUGCUCUUCAUUACUGUGAAUCUAUCUGUUUCACAAUUUGUGUAUUUUGAUUUUAUUUAAGAUUUUAAGAAACAUUAAGAUUUGUUUUUUUCCAAAUAGUUUCUGCUUAUGCGAUAAAUCAAAAUGAAGAACUGAAUUGAACUGCUGUCAUUUGUUGUGUUGUUUUUUUUAAUACAAAUGAAUAAACACACGAGUCUCAGGA